AUGGUAUCCGAACCUCUCCGUAUCGGCGUCCUCCUUGUCAAUUGCGUUCAAUUGCUAGACCUCGCUGCCUUAGACCUGCUUUACAUGGCUAGUCCCGAAUGGCUCGAAGAAAUCGGAAUGCCAAAGCACCUUGCCGAUCUAGGUCGUCCAUGCGAAAUCCACUAUAUCACUCGCGAUGGCCCGGAUAAAAUGGCCUCCGUCACAUCGGACCUUUCCAUCCGCGUCAACAGCACGACGAAGGACUCGGCCGUCGCACCCGGCAAUUUGGACAUUCUCUUCUUACCGGGCCCCUCUCCGCGGGUAAUGCCGCCGGCAGAAGAUUAUCUAGAGUUCGUUCGGAAGCACAAUGUGGUUGAAACGACGAUCAUGACUAUCUGCACUGGAGCACUGGUCGCUGCACACGCGGGCAUUACCAAGGGCAAAGUGGGCACAUCACCUCGGUUCCUAAUUCCAUAUAUGAAGAAGACCUUUCCGGAUACCAAAUUAUGGGAUCAUACACUGCGGGUGACACGCGACGGAAACCUUUGGAUGUGUGGUGGUAUUACCAAUGGUCAUGACUUGGUGGCCGAGUAUCUUCGGGAGAAUUAUCCUGCCCCGCUGGUCAACACAGUCCUCGGUGCUGCAGAUGUUGCCCAGCGUCCUCUUCAAUACCAGACUACGGCAACUCGCGACUCGGCCUUCUUCAUGUGGCAGAUCAUCAGGGCAAUCCCCAGUUCGAUUAUGCGAAUGCUUACCGCUCAUUAA
Molecule: messenger RNA, 744 nt
Organism: Penicillium subrubescens
Lineage: Eukaryota; Fungi; Ascomycota; Eurotiomycetes; Eurotiales; Aspergillaceae
Exons: 2
Coding region: 1-744 (247 amino acids)
Source: RefSeq, a predicted model, not a curated record